This is a messenger RNA of Caenorhabditis angaria, 1450 nucleotides long. The record is from the annotation of a GenBank genome assembly. Lineage: Eukaryota; Metazoa; Nematoda; Chromadorea; Rhabditida; Rhabditidae.
AUGGGAUCCUACAAAGUUCUUUUGAUUUAUACAUCAAUUGUCGAAUUAGUUUUUGCUAUUCUGGAUAUUAUUAUGGUUCCUGUAAGUUUUUCAAUUUUAUAACAACUUAAAAAAAUUUUGAUUUUUCAUUUCCAGAGCUCAUUUUUGUUUGACUCCAUUUUGGUUCUGUAUACAAAUAAAAACAAUAGAUAUUUCUCAUUUGAUGUUUCAACUAUUUUGAUCUCAUUUUAUUGUGGGAUGUUUGGAGUAUCUUUGGGACUUUUCCCAGUUUUGUUCAUUUAUCGAUAUUUUGUGUUAUCGAAAAACAAAUUAUUGGAAUCAUUUUCAUCGAGACAUAUAUUUCUGUGGCUUUGUAUUCCAUUGAUAUUCGGAUUUAUGUUUGGUGGAGUCACUCAUAUUCUAAACGCUCCUCAUGAUUAUAAAUUGAAUCAAAUAGAACCAUAUUUAAACUCUAUCGGGUUUGCAAAAGAAAAUAUCACAUAUCUUUGUUUAUUUUUCAAAACAACAACUGUUCAAGAUAGAAUGUUUCAAACAGAAUCGGUACAAGCUGUGGUUUUAAUGAAUAUCAUUUUGGUGAGUUUGACACGACUGAAGUCUAUUGAUUUUCAAAAGUUUUCUGGUAUAAAAAAUGUAUUUUUUUCUAGAUAUUUUCGGGAAUCCCUACCAUAUAUUUCGGAGCUCAUUGUUAUAAGUUGAUGCAUGAAAAACUGAACACAUCAAACAUUUCCGACGAAUACCGAAACAUACAACUACAAUUUUUCUAUGCUCUUGUUGUGCAGACAAUAAUCCCAUUCGUUCUACUUCAUAUCCCAGCUUCAAUAGUAUUACUAUCAACAGUAUUCAAUAUAAAUUUAGGGCUUAUCAGCGGUAUUGCAUCUGUUGCAUUUUCCGUAUUUCCAGCUGUUGAUCCAUUACCAACCAUAUUCAUUAUCAAAAGUUAUCGGAAUGCAACUAAACGUAAGUUUUAGAACAUGUUUUUGAAUUGAUUGUAAUAUAAAGAUUUUCAGUAAUUUUCAAAUCCAUAUUUAUAUUUCCGAGAAGAUUGAAACUACCAAGCAAUUUGUGAAAACAUGUAAUCGCAUCAAAACUAUGAUAUAACAAUUUUUUGGAAAAUUGAGGUUUUCUUUAAAUUUCUGACAAGUUCUGUAAAAAUACAAUGUUUUGAAAUGAACCAAAUUAAUCUGACAAUACUUUGUUAACAUUUUUAAUAGCGGAAUAUCGUUCCAUAAGCACAAUUUUACGACAACAAACAGCAGUAACAUCUUUUUUAUUUGUGUCUGGAAGUAUUGCGAAAUAUCUCUGCAUGCGAAUAAUAGCGAGUAGCCUGGCAGAUGUCGGUCGCGUUGUUUGCCAAGUAUAUAUAACUAGAAGACACAUUUCUUCAUUUGCGCCGGUCCGGAGUUGUUGGGUUAUCAAAUUUGUUGAAUUCCCCCCAAUAACACCAACUUGA